Lytechinus pictus (painted urchin) is the source of this 5669-nucleotide messenger RNA. RefSeq names its product ataxin-3-like. Lineage: Eukaryota; Metazoa; Echinodermata; Echinoidea; Temnopleuroida; Toxopneustidae. Gene Ontology annotation, biological process: protein deubiquitination. Gene Ontology annotation, molecular function: cysteine-type deubiquitinase activity. The transcript has 8 exons. Gene Ontology annotation, cellular component: nucleus. The coding region runs from base 539 to 1606 and encodes 355 amino acids. The record is from RefSeq and is a predicted model, not a curated record.
GUUGAACACAGAGUAGGGAGAAAAAGCAAAGAGUAUAAAAAAACAGUAAGCGAAUUAAAUGAGAGUACCCGGUAUAUCAAAAGCAUGGAAAAGAGCGGUCGCGGUCUGUGUCGUAUAAAUUCGAAUUGAUAUAAAAAUGUAAAUCAUUACAGAGGUAUAGAUCUUUUCAACAGCAACGCAAAGCAUAAUCGCGUCGUUGACUUUACGGAUGGCAACUCGCCUACAAAUAAAAAUAUUACCCACGGAACUCGCACAGCAGCACCGGCACCACGGCUGGGGUUUCUCAAGCUACCUUUCCAAUUCCGCGCCGGGGAGCUGCCGGCGUGCGGCGCUGAUGAAGUGCGGUGGCGCAGCGUCUUGUAGCGAGCUGCUAGUCCGUAAUAACUAACUUCACGUCUAGCUACAUGAGAGAGCUCGAGAGAUGAGCUGCUAGAUUUAAUUUAGAUCUAGGCUAGAUCUACUAGGAAUAGGGAUCUGUCAACUCUAUCACUAGGACGAAUAGGAGUCGAGUCUUAAGCCAGACGAGGCCGAGCUGAGGAUGGAUUCUAUCUUCCAUGAAAAGCAAGAGGGCUCUCUAUGUGCCCAACAUUGUCUGAAUUCAUUAUUACAAGGUUCGUAUUUCAGUGCAGUAGAUCUUGCUACCAUUGCCCAGGAGCUAGAUGAUGUUGAAGGGGCUCACAUGGCUGAAGGAGGAGUAGACUCGGUGGAAUACCUCAGGUUCCAAGAACAACCGUCUUCAAAUAUGGAUGAUAGUGGUUUCUUUUCUGUGCAAGUCAUCAGCAAGGCUCUAUCUGUUUGGGGAUUGGUCAGUAUUCCUAUUGGUAGUUCAGAGGCUGGUUCCGCUUCAGUUUUUCCUGAGAGAGAAUGUGCCUUCAUAUGUAAUUUCCGGGAGCACUGGCUGACUAUUAGAAAGCUUGGGGACCAGUGGUUUAAUCUAAAUUCUCUGUUGACGGGUCCAGAACUUAUAUCACAUACAUAUUUAAGCAUGUUCCUUGCGCAGCUUCAGAAGGAGGGGUAUUCCAUAUUUGUGAUCCGUGGUAGUCUACCGGAAUGUGAAGCAGACCAGCUUUUACGCCUGAUACCUGCCGUUCAGACUCAGCCACCAAAGCUUCUCUCGGACCUUGUCCAGUCUUCAAACCAGAGGGUUUCCACCGGUGCAGGGGUGACCCAGGAUGACCUUCAGAAAGCGCUUAACGAAAGCAGGAAUUUAAUAUCCGGUGACAAAGCAGACGAUGAUCUGCAAGCUGCUAUUCAACUCAGUCUUCAAGGUACAGAAAAACAAGUUCCUGAAGCAAGCAAACCUGUCGAUGUUGAUGAAGUGAGAAGGAGGAGAGAAGCUUUUUUUAACAGACAAGCCCAAGGUCCAACGCAAUCAUCAGCUGAAAGCAACCAGUCCUCGUCCUCAGAAGUGCCUUUGCCACCUGGGAAUAGAACAGCCAAAGACAGACUUGAAAGCAAUACUAACAACUCAGCUCAGACAUCUAGCCCAUCCUGUAAAGCCGUUGCCGAACAGGAAACCGGAGAGAUGGACAGUGAUAUGACCGAAUCCGCUAUGCUUGAAGCCGCAAUCAAAAUGUCGAUAGAUUCUGUGGAACAGAAAACGUGAGAAUCAUUGAAGCAGCUUUGUCAGGAAUUUAAUUAAUCUUGUUGUGAUGUUACUUAAAAUGACAGAAAAUUCUGAUGUCAACAGUAGAAGCAGGUAGAGACCGGAUCAGACAAACCCAUAUUGUGAUGGGAUGAAUAAUCCUGCCAGGAAAUUGAGUUGGUUGUGUACAUGUAUUUUCUGUGUCAUAAUUUGACGAUGAUAUGAUUUUAGUCAUUAUGUAGGAAGUUGUCAUUAUUGCUGACUGGAACUGGAAAGAUGUUGACUCAGAGAUGGGUGAAUCAGAGGAUAAUUCGCCAAAAUAUUUUCUUUUAUUUAUCCAAGUUGACAGAUCUCCCCUAAAAUUUACAAAUAGUUAUAAUGAAGAAAGGUAGAUUUUUUUUUCAGGGGGCUAUUUGAUUUAUUUCAAGGGUUUCUUUUUUGUGCAAUGCACAAUUAUGCAAAUAUCAUUCUGCUGUAGUAUGUAGAAUAUUGAUUUUCUCAAUAUUAUUGAAUAUUGUUUGUGGGAGAUCUAGGAAAAUUCAUCCCAAAAUAUGGUCCGGAGUCAUAAGUGACCUGCUACCCCAAAAGGGUCACUGCAAAUAGUAAGUUCGCAUUUAGCAAAACAGUAAUUUGGUCUUCAAAGAGUGAAAGGAGAAAGUUUAAUAACUAAUAUUGGAUAGAGUUAAUCUUCUUCAUUCUAUCAAAAUUUGAAGUUGGAAAGUCAAUAGACAAGAUGCAAGAGUUUGUUUGACAUAAUUUUUUGUGGACUGCUUUGAUAUUUCACUGAGAUAGCUGUUUGCGCAUCUCAUGCUUGAGUGAACCCUGAAUUUCAAACCUUUUCUCUUUAUUCUUUGAAGCUCUCACUGGAUAUCUUCUGCAUUCAAUCUAGUACUUGUGUGACAAGUUGUAUAUCAUUUUUCAAGUUCAAUAAAUCAAAAUAUCAAAAUUGAUUUGGGCAUCUUAUUGGCUUUGGGGAGGCAGGUCACAUAUGGAUUAUUAAUAAGAUUUUUAAUUUGUAUUCAUUCAUCAAGGUAGGUAUAUAUCAAGUCCAACCUCGGGUUCGUCUCUGAUAGCUAGAAUUAUAACAUCAUGUCUUUAGCCUAAUAUCUAGUCAGCGGCUGCAGCUAUUCUGCUGUAACAUGAAAAGAUCAUUGCACACUACGCAAACUGAAACAACAUAAUUUUUAACAAAUCAUACUUUGCAUAUAAUGUGUUCCAAGAAGUAAAUUGGAAUACUUAUGAUUGGAGAUAAAUCAAAAUUGACUUCAAGACCCAGCUGCUGGUGACGGUACAGCUUGGAAUUAUAUUUGUUUCUAAUCUUGCAGGAAUGCUCGAAUUAGAUUGGAAUUUUGAUUUUAGUGUUCAUACCACUAUUAGGAACAGAUUUUAUAGGUUGGAAUGUUAACUUGUAUGAAAAAAAACAACAGAAAAUAAGAUUGAUUAAAGUUUUAGAACAAUCGAAUAAACAAUAAGCAAUUUAUGAGCAUUUGAAUGUUCAAUAUUGAAAUCACUAAUGCUAGAUCCUUUCAUUGAUCUUUGAUGUCACACAAGUACAAUGCCCCCCCGUUUGUACACUGAAAAUAUACACCAAAACGAGAUAUAUGUUUAUAUGAAACCGCUAUUUAGCAUCUGAUCUAUGGAUAGACUUGACAAUGUGACAAUUUUUGUAAUUGAUUUGUGUAAAAGUAAUUGAGGAUGUAACUUCUGAAGGUUUCCUUGGCGAAGAAGAAGAAUGUAGUGGGUUUCACAGUACACCAUGUAAUCUUUCAUGGGCAAUUGUUGGUCCUGAAAAAUGACCAGUGUGUUCUUGUCGUCUUCAGAAGUAAUUAAGGAGUUAUGCAAGUAUGACAUGAUUGACAUCAUACACGUUAGUUGCAUUUCCAACAUUCAAAUGCUCAUAGCUUUCUUAUACCUUGGUCACAUUUGCUCUACGGCGGCCGUACGGCGAGUCGAAAACAGCCGUUUUAUUAAUUUUGAUUCAAACCACCUAUAUGUAGUUGGACAAAAAAUGUUAAAACGGCUGUUUCCGACUCGCCGUACGGCCGCCGUAGAACAAAUGUGACCAUGGUAUAAUUGGUUCAAUUUUUUGUCUCGCCCACCAGAGGUGAACAUUAUUCGGAUGUAGGCGGAUUUGGAUAGCCUCUUUAACACACUGUGUGUACCAGUGCUUAUCCCGCGCUAUGGAGCUUACUCCGAAUAAUGUUAACAGGGAUAACGGCAUUGACAUCCCCGAGGAAUGGCUUCCGACCAUUCACGGGCAUGCGCCCCCUACGACCGCCCAAUACUCAUCAGUGAACCGCCCUCUGUAUGGGAGCAGGAACAUGUGUAUAUUAAACAAAAUAUCAGGCUUUGAGAAAGUAUAGUGGAAUUAUUUAUCCGAGGUUGGUCUGGCAAUUACUAUUUUUCAUGAGAGACAAAAAUAUAGUAGUUUUUGCCAGUCCAACUGAGGAUAGAUAAUUCCACUAUACUUUCUCAAAGCCUGAUAUAUUUGUUUAUUAUACACGCUAUGCUUUCGAACGAAAUGCCUGAUUUAUUUGUUUUAUAUCCUACUUUUAAUAAUUCAGAACAAAAAUCUAUGCGCUGAGCUCGCAGAUUCCGGUUAUUUGCAUUGAAUGACCUACUUUUGCUCAAGCCACCGCGCUCAGCGGAACGCAGAUUGGUGCCUGCGCCGACGCAUCUCGGGACUUGCUCGGGAGAGAGAGCUCGCUGACCGGUGCACCCAAGAGUUUAGCUAAAUAUCAAGUUUUCUGAAAUAAUGAUGUCAGAAUAUUGGUAUAGCAAAAAAUAUAAUUGAGGUCUGACGUCACGCAACAUCAUAGUUAAAAUAUGUUUGGUCACAUGAUGCUAUUUGAACCAAUCACUACAGGAUUGAAUCUACAUGUAUGUAGGAUAUAAUGUGCAUUAUUAAACUAUGAAUAUAAAAUGGUUGUGUGUUUAUCAGCAAGAAACAGACGAAACCAAAAUCUUCCAUUUUGUUUACAGCUUUUAGAUUUUUCUCACGCAUACAGCUGUUUAAUUUAAUAUAAUUGUGAUAUGACUGAUAAGAUUAUAUCUGAUUUUGAGUUGGAUUUAAUCCAAAGGCAGUGCCUUAGUGGUAUUUGUGCUGUACUUGGCCUAAAUGAAUUAUCUUGUGCUUUACUGUGAAAGAGAACUAUUGAACUGUAAUGCAAAAAGGGAUAUUUGCAGAGCGAUCAUUGAUAUGACUUUCAUUGGAGCUAGUGUUAUUGCUUGUUUUGUCUUCAUUUAUAAAUUCAUUUUAAGUAAUGUGUAUAUAACACAAAUCAAUAAAGCCUAAAACAAAUAAUACAACUGUUGUAGGGUUUUUGUCUCACCUACAUAGCACAGUUAAACUACAGGUGCUGCUUUUCCAACGGCAGCAGAGACAUUCGCCUAGGUUUUUCAAACCAUAUUCAUCUGUUUGUCUAUACUUCAUAACCAUUAUAUUCAUGUUUCAUGGACUAAGGUUUUAUAUUUCCCAAAUUAACUUGAAAAAAUUGAAAUCUGCACUUUGGUUUUAAGUUUUUGAUGUUGAUACCACAACAUGGUCAAAGUUCAUUGACACUAUUAAAAUGACCUUUGACCUUGAUCAUGAAACCUCAUACCAAUUGAUCAGUGACACUUGCUUAUCCAUGUUUCAUGAACUGGGUAUGAUGAGAUCUAAUAACAAACUUAACCUUGGUUAAGAAGUAUAGGGCAGUAAGCCAUUUUCUCUCAGAUUUCAAUUCAGAUAGAAAAUGAAAGACUGUUAGUGCAAAAAUUGCAAUGGACCUGAUUGUAAUCAAGUAAAAUUUAUAGAUAUUUUAUUUCCUGGGAUAUAUAUGGAUAUUCUUUCCUUGGAGCUGAAUGAUGUAUUUCUGACUGGUAACAGUUAUGAUUUUUUAAGGUUGUCAAAAGUAAGUUUUUAAGGAAAAUUAUGAUAUGAAAAGUAUGAAGAAUAUUGUACCUUUUUUUAAUUGCUGGUAUUUCCCAAAUCCUUGUUUAAGAAUGAAUUGCAAAAGACAUUGAGGUAAAUUCUUAGAAUUCGUUAUUUUGCUCAGAUGGUUCAUUAGUAAAUAUUGUGUUACACCUUUUUUGGCUACUUUUA